UUCCGCCACUCGAAAUGUGGGAAGGCGCACAUCCUGGAAAGGCCCGUGAGACAUCUGCAGAACCCGCGUGGGAUGCCUGCGAUGGGAAUAUGACAAUGUAUCAUGGUAAAGUUAGCAUUUGGAGUCAAUUUGGAAAUAGAAAAAGCUGGAGUUGAGGAUUUCUGACUCAGAAAAGCAAAUGAAUUGGUUCUGGAAGAAGUGGAACCUAUCGUCUGGGCUUCUUCCAGGUCGAAAUGGACUGCAAGGGAGGGGGCAGGCACUGCCGGGGCAGGCAGGGUGGUAUCAGUGUGUGCUGCUGUGUGUAUGGGGCCUGGAUCUGUGAAGACCCUACCUGGUCUCAAGUCCUCCAGCACUUCUGCUGAUCUGCAAUGGACAACUUCCAGUACAGCGUCCAGCUCAGUGACCGGGACUGGGCUGAGUUCUCAGCUACUGCUGACGAGUGUGGCCUAUUGCAGGCUGGUCUGGCCUCUGGUGACGAGCUCUUGUCCAGUGACAUUGACCAAGGAGAUAGCAGUGGCAGCAGCCCCCCUGGGCCCCCACCCCUCUUCACUGGGCAGCUGGCUUCUAGGGGGAAGGGCUGUCAGGGUUACGAAGUUGAGGACGUGGCCACCCAGCAGCUGGUCAGCAGGUCUCAGUGUGAGCCUGUCCUGGCUCUGGGGACUGGUCAGCAGUCAGCCAGUACAUCCACACUGUCAGAAGUUCUUCCGUCCCUCUACUCAGACGGUACCUUUCCAAACCAGUGCUUGUCCCCAGCAGGCUCAGGAACUUCCAGAGACAAGAUGCAGAGGCUUCUGCAGGGCCCUGCCCCCAGUCCCUCUGGAGAGCCCCCUCGGAGUUCGGACUCCUCUGGCCACAAUGCUGCCCCUCAGAGGCCCCCUGAUAGUCCUGGAGCCCCAUUGCGGAGCCCUGGUCGCAAGAAGAGACGUGGUGUGGGUGCCAAGGGGGGCAAGUGCACAGGAACCCCAGGCCCUGCUGCUGCCCAGCUGGACUCCCCAUUGCUCUCCGAGGCCAGGCCUGAGGAGGGCCUUGGAACUGGGACAGGAAAGCUGGUGGCGAAAGCCCCGCUGGACUCUGCUGGUGCUCCUGAGCACAGCUCCAGGGCCCCUGAACAUGUUGCCAGACAAGGGCAUGGCUUGGAUCUGUCUACACCUGUCCCAAUAACUAAGAAAGGUUCAGACCAAAUCAGAAUGAAUCCCAGAGCUGAACUAGAUAUGGAAUCCAAAUCUGUCCAGGAGGUUCCUCCAGAUACCUCCACAGUCAAGCCAGAUGUGGAUCUGUCUCUACCCACCUCCAAGCCUCAAACAGACAUGGCUUUGAUUACAUCUGUCUUCAAGUCUCAGUCUGACAUAACUUUGUCUACACGUGCCUCUGAGCCUGAAAUGACUUUAUCUACCCUUGCCUUUAAGCCUCAGCCCAACAAUGGCUUCUCUAUAGCUGCUUCUGAACCUAGCACGACUUUGUCGAUACCUGACUCUGUGCCUCAGGUGGAUCAGGCUGGGUCCCCAUCUGCCUCCACACCCAGGCAUGCGGACCUACCUGCAGCAGGUCCAGGGGUCGAGCCAGAGCUGGAUUCAUCUAUGCCUGUCUCAGUGGCUGCUCCUUGUACAGCUCUGCCUCAUUCUGCCUCCAAGGCUGAGUGUGAAGUGAGUGUAUCUAUACCUGAGAUGCCUUCCUUACCCAUUGCUCCUCAGGCUGAGGCUGCCAUGGUGGACACAGAGGUGGUUAUGCCUUCAGAGGAGCACAAACAGAAGCCAGGAGGGGUGCUCUCAGUAGGUGCCUUUGGAUCCCCUUUGAGGGAGACCUUCCCUGGCCCUGUACAAACCCCUAAGAGGAAAAAAGUGCGAUUCUCUGUGGCUGUGCCUGGCUAUGAGGAGUCAGGAACAGGCAGACCUGCAGGUCUGCCCUCUCCAACCCCAUCUGGGACCCCAGCUCCCAGGACAGCAGCAGGGAACCGGGGCGGAUCUGCAGCCUGGGAUGCCGUGGCUGUUGGGCCUCGAUCUCCCCAGCCUCGGAUCCUUAAGCACUUGCCGCCUCCUGCUCCCUCUGCCUCAGCAGGCCUUGAACCCAGAAAAAGCUUUGCGGUGACCCUCCCCGAGGCCUACGAGUUCUUCUUCUGUGACCCCAUCGAGGAGGAGGAUGAAAGUGUUGAGGAGGAUGCCGCAGCCAGCCAGGCUCUGGGGGAGCUCCAGUGGCCAGACUCAUGCGAGCUCUUCUUCCAGGACUGUGGAGCCCAGAGGUCUAGGCGUCAGGCGCAGCCCUCCCCAGUCCCAUCCCCAAGAGCUGAGGCUGUGGCAGCUGCUCCUCCUGGAGACCUGGUGCCCAUCUCCAUCCCUGAGGCCUAUGAACAUUUUUUGGGUGAGGAAGGGUUUGAUGAUGUGCUGACACCAGACACCCUUCUUCAGCUGCAGACCUCAGAACUUUCCAGGGAAGUGGAGCCUGAGACAUCCUCUGAGCCCGCCUCAGCUACAACAGAGCUGCUUGGCUUGACAGUCAGAGAGACAGGGGAGUUCCGGGGCCCUCUCGCUUCGUUUACCUUCAGCCAGAAUGACAUGUGUCUGGUGUUUGUCGCCUUUGCCACUUGGGCUGUGAGAACUUCAGAUCUACAUGCUCCAGAUGCUUGGAAAACAGUCUUGCUGGCCAACAUUGGCACCAUCUCCGCCAUUCGCUACUUCCGCCACCAGGCACGGCGAGGGCACAGCCCCACCCGUAGCCCAAACUCCAGCUCCAGCCCCAGCUGCUAGAAGCCAGGUUGGCCUGGCAAGCCACAGGACGUGGAGAUGAGCCCAGGUGCCCAGGACAAGGUGCUACUCUUCUCCUCACUCUUUGAGCCCCGUCUUCUGCAUCCAAGAGGGAGCUAGUGUCCUUGGCGAUGACUUCCUGGACUCCACCAAGAGUCCAGCCAGUAGCUAGACCAAGGCCACACUCUACAUCGAGGAGGGCAGAAGUUUAGGAUUCUGUGUGGGUGGGCACUGAGCAGGGAGCUGAGUAGCAGGACAUCAGAUUAUCAAGUGAAACACAAGACAAAAGCUGGCAUGGUGGCACAUGCCUUUAAUCCCAGAACUCAGGAGGCUGAGGUAGGAGGAUCACUGUGAGUUUGAGGCCAGUCUGGAGCUACAGAGUGAGUUCCUGUCAGCCUGGACUAGAGUAAGACUUUGCCUUGAAAACAAAACAAAACAAAAAUUAAAAUAAAACAUAGAACACCAGCUAAAUUUGAAUUCACAUGCACUACUUGGCAUGUACAUGUAUGAAUAAAUUAUUUGAUAUUUAUCUGGAAUCUAAUAUAAGGCUGGGAAGUCAGCUCAGUGGUUAAAUGCACUUGUUUGAAAUCUAACUUUACUGAGCACCCUCCCUUUCACCUGCUCGGUCAUGCAGAUGGCAUGAGCAGCAGGCGAAGACUCUACAAUGAGAAGUGUCAGAGCAACCUUUUGGGUCUGGGAUGAGGUCACUGGGUGGCUUUAAAGCUGGGAGAGCACAGCUCAGGGACUAUGCCCUGUGCACAGGCAGGAAGGGCUGGUAAGGGCCCCCAAGGCCCUUCUGACCUCUGAGCUGAGGCACCAUGGCCACAGCUCGCCUGGUCCUGGCCUGAGUCAGUGAGCAGGUCCUAGGAGACACCUUCAAAGAUCGCUUCUGUGGCCCCCAAAGUGCAGGGGCUGUGGGGCAGGGCUGCAGCAGGCGGUACAGGGUGCAAACAGAAUGUUGUGACCUCUGAUGCAAGGGCUGUCUACGGGGACUGUCACAGUGAGCUUGUGUGGGGCCAAGGCUGAGAGGAGUUGUGGAUUGUGAAGGUGAGUGAAGGGCCUGAGGUGGUACAGUGAUGGCUGGUGCAGGGCAGGGUUUUGCCCGUGGCAGCGCAUGCAGGGUUCCCAGGUUGGUGGGGAACCUUAGUUGCUCAGAGGGGAACAUAGGAACACAGCACCAAUAAAAUCUUUCUUUCUUGUU
Molecule: messenger RNA, 3939 nt
Organism: Jaculus jaculus (lesser Egyptian jerboa)
Lineage: Eukaryota; Metazoa; Chordata; Mammalia; Rodentia; Dipodidae
Gene: Perm1
Product: PPARGC1 and ESRR induced regulator, muscle 1
Exons: 4
Coding region: 369-2741 (790 amino acids)
Biological process (GO): regulation of DNA-templated transcription; response to muscle activity
Cellular component (GO): cytoplasm; nucleus
Source: RefSeq, a predicted model, not a curated record